Molecule: messenger RNA, 318 nt
Organism: Triticum turgidum subsp. durum (durum wheat)
Lineage: Eukaryota; Viridiplantae; Streptophyta; Magnoliopsida; Poales; Poaceae
Source: the annotation of a GenBank genome assembly
AUGGAGGGGAUGGCACUGUCUGUCGAGCAUACUACUCUUCCGGUGGUUGUUCAAUCGGGUUCGACGACGGCACUGUCUGUUCUAACUUCUAAUGAGUUAGACCGAUCGGCAAAUGAGCAUCUCAUCUUAGAGAUUAAGGAUCUGAUGGUAGGAAGGGAGUUUAUUCCUAUGAAAAUUUCUAGGGACCAGAAUAGAGUAGCAGAUCGUCUAGCAAAUCAUGGUAGAAUUGAUCGUAGUACGGCUUGUUGGCUUCGCAUAGGCCAUCCAUGUAUAGCUGAACUUUUGUCGGCUGAUUGUAACUCUACACUUUUGGAAUAA